AUGUUUGACCGGAUGGGCCGCCAACACGGCAACCGCCCCGACCCCGGCUAUCCCAUCAAACAAGAGGAAAUCGACAAGGCCGUCGCCGGGGCCGUGAUUAAGGUCGGCGCCAAGAAUGUCCUGCUGAUCACCGCCCUGACGGAGGAGGCUUUUCGCCAUGGCGAGUUCUUCCUCCGCUCCGAACACGACGUGCGGAUUCGGGAGGAUCGAACCAAGGCCGAGGCCGAGGCCGCAACCGUGAAGGUGGCGAAACCGAAUAUGUCCUUUGGGCUCUCGCUGCUGGGGGGCUCCAGCGGGGGCACCUCGGCGCUGAUCUUCGGGGCGCCAACGCUGCGGAAGCGGCCGCGUGAGGGCCAAACCGGCUUCACCGUGCCCAUCGCCGGACGGCCAAAGGUCGGGAAAAACGGUCUCCUGGAGGAGAUGAAGCCCCUUCAUGACCCGGAUCGCGCCGGGGCUGUGGUGCUUUUCUACGCGAACUACAAACGCGAUGCCCUCGGGCGGCCGCAGGUCUCCGUGGUGGUGGAUCCCAUCCUCGGCGAUAAGCUCCGCCCGCAUCAACGGGUGGGCGUGAAGUUCCUCUUUGACUGCAUCACAGGGACCCGGAUGCCGGGCUACCACGGCGCCAUCCUGGCGGAUGAGAUGGGCCUGGGCAAAACCAUCCAAACCGUCGCCGUGAUUUACACCUGCCUUAAACAAGGAAAACACGGCAAACCGACGGCGCGCAAGUGCCUUGUCGUGACCCCGUCUUCUCUUGUUCAAAACUGGUGUAAUGAAUUCGACAAGUGGCUCGGCCCGGGCGCCGUGAAGCACUUCGCGAUUUCCGAGUCCACCCCGAAAGGCGACCGCAUCAUCUCCCGCUUUGACGGCGACGGCGAUGUUCUCGUGAUCUCCUACGACCAGCUUCGCAAAUACAUCACUCGCAUCUCCUCCCUAAAAUCGGUCGAGCUGGUGGUUUGUGAUGAGGGGCACCGGCUCAAGAAUGCGGAGGUGAAAACCACCAAGGCAAUUGACCUGAUGCCCACGCACAACCGCGUUAUUCUCUCCGGGACGCCGAUCCAAAACGACCUUUCGGAGUUCCACGCGAUGGUGAAUUUCGUCAAUCCCGGCAUCCUCGGCAACCGGGAGCUUUUCACCCGCGUCUUUGAGGAACCCGUUUCCAUCGGACGAGACCCUAACAGCGGGGACUACUUCAAGUCCCUCGGCCACGACCGGGCGCACUACCUCUCGGUUCUCACUCAGCGCUUUAUUCUUCGCCGAACUCAGACGAUUAACGAGUCCUACCUCCCCCCAAAGGUGGAUUUAACCGUUUUUGUCAAGCUGGGAAAGAUGCAGGAGGAGGCCUAUCAAAAAUUGCCGGCGAUCGCGGCGAGCGCCGGCUGCACGCCAUUGGUGCUCAUCUCCGCCAUGCGCAAGUUGUGCAAUCACAUGGACCUUUUCGAGGAGGCGGUUCGCCUUUCCCGACAGCCAGCCAUGAAUGGGGAGGGUGAACGCGCGGGCCGGCGAAGCCCAGAAGGGAUCCCGCUUGGGGUCCUCCCCAAGGGCUUCGCCCGCGGAAGUCUGAACCAGGCCUGCGGGAGUAAACUGCACUUCGUCUCCCUCAUGCUGGAUGAGCUUCGCCGGAAUGGGGAGUGUGAUAAGCUGGUGAUCGUCUCCAACUUCACGCAAACCCUCGACAUCAUUGCGGCUUUGUGCGCCUCAAAAAAGGUUUCGUACUUUCAGCUUGACGGCAGCACGCCGAUCAAGCGGCGCCAGGAGUUGGUGGACUACUUCAACGUCCCGACCUCGCAGGAGAUCGUGUUUCUGCUCUCCUCCAAGGCUGGAGGUGUCGGUCUGAACCUCAUCGGCGCGAACCGGUUGAUCCUUUUCGAUCCGGACUGGAAUCCCGCAAACGACGCUCAGGCCAUGGGGCGUGUUUGGCGUGAUGGUCAAAAGAAACGGGUCUUUAUUUACCGCCUUUUAAGUACCGGUACGAUCGAGGAAAAGAUCUACCAGCGACAGGUUAGCAAGCAGGGCCUCUCUGCUAAUGUGGUGGACAUGCAUGAGGACUCCAAGCAGCAUUUUACGCUUGAGGAACUCAAAGCACUCUUUCAGUAUAAGCCGAAUACCUCGAGCGACACACACGACCUUCUCGCUUGUAAAGACUGCGAAACGGCCGUAAUGGAGGCCAAGGAACGUAAACUCAACGGCCAGCAGGUCUCCCCUAAUAAGAUGAAGUUCACGAAGGUCUCUAGCACCAAGAGUACUGGACCACGCAUGGAUGAACUUAAAGCAUGGCGUCAUGUAAAGAAUAUUGUGAAUCUCUCACUUGACGCUGUGGUGCGUUCUAUAGCUAUAGCGGCCCCUCACCUUCUAAGUUUAGCUUUUAUUAAUGAGCGCGAUCCUGCUAAGAAACCUAAUGAGCCUAAGAAUGGGAAGCAGAAUAUGAAUGACGAUUUAGACUUAGUACUGAGAGUAGAGAAACCUUUUGAGAGUGACGAAGAUAACAUUAUCUGCCUUAGUCAAGCAGCUAUACAGGAAAAAGAGAGUCAACUCGAUAUUGAAGUUCAUGACGAUGAUGAUGGAACUGAAUCAGAGUUCUCAUCAGCCGAAGAAUCAUCAGCAUCCUCGAGCAAUGAUGACUAG
This is a messenger RNA of Phytomonas sp. Hart1, 2622 nucleotides long. The record is from the annotation of a GenBank genome assembly. NCBI's taxonomy places the organism in Eukaryota, Euglenozoa, Kinetoplastea, Trypanosomatida, Trypanosomatidae.